Messenger RNA from Naegleria lovaniensis, 2586 nucleotides. RefSeq lists its product as uncharacterized. The transcript has a single exon. Lineage: Eukaryota; Heterolobosea; Eutetramitea; Acrasida; Naegleriidae. The record is from RefSeq and is a predicted model, not a curated record. Bases 1 to 2586 code for a protein of 861 amino acids.
AUGCUGGAACAUCUUCCCAAAGAUUGUUUGGCAGUCAUUUGCUCCUUCCUAUUGGGCUCGUACAGCUAUUACGAGUCAUCAUCAUCUACCGCAACGGAUUCAAAUGAUCAACAUGAAAAUUCCACACAACUCUCCCGAAAUCGUUCGUUCGGAACUACAACUACUUCGACUCGACUUGAUGAUUUAAUUCCACUCCGUUCACUCAUGCAUACCCAUCCUCAACUCCAUGACAAUAUUUAUCAUAACGAGCUGAUUUGGACUCAACUUGCCAUUCCCUUUCCCGAUUUCCUUCAAUCACGCAUUCUCUUUCAAUGUUUGACAGAAGAGUUGGAAUUGGGAGAUUUCAAUAUUUUGGAAAAACUCGAAACACCAUGUAAUUAUGAAAACCAUUCCUCAGUCUUGAUCACUCUCUUUCAUCGAGCAUUAUUGACAUUUUGUGAUUUGAAUUUGAUUCGGAAAGUGAUGAUUUCCAAAGUAUGGGCAAGUCACUCGUUCCUGGAGAAAGUAUUGAAUUUAUUUCCAAAUGUUGAGGAAUUAACUCUUUCAGUGAAAUACGAUCGAACUAUUUAUCGACAUUUAUUAUUGGAAAAUAUUGGAACUCGUACUCGACAGGAUUCGAUAUGGUUGGUAAAGAUUUUUAGAAAUUUAAAGAAAAUCAGAGUGUGCGAUUUUGAUACUUUGAAAUUAGUGUCGCAAAUGAUGCAAGAUCUUUCAUUGGAAAAUAUUUCAAUAUUUUGUGUCACAAAAAAACAAGAAAUGAUUCAAUUACUAGUGGAACAUGUAUGUCAUUCACAACACAUGAAAAAUAUUGAAAUUCUAUCACUCAUCUCUAUCGAGCAAGCAAAAAACUUGUUACCACUCCAUGACAAAAUGACAGUAUUGAAAAUCUCUGAAACGAAUCGACUCCAUUUGACAAGUUCGAAUGUAUUUCAAGAAAUUUUCACAAAAUUUGAAUAUUUGCAAUCAUUGAGCAUUUCGUUUCCUUCUCUUUCAUCGAACUCAGAAAUGAAAAAUACAAUUGAAUUAUCUGGAACAUGGAACCAUUUAGAAGAAAUUUCCCUUCGAUUUGCAACCGAACAGUUCAUACCCAUCUUGAAUGUGAAAAACUUCAAAGCUCCCAAAUUGAAAUCUUUUACAACGAGUCAUUGCAUUCUAACCGUCGACAGCAGCAUCAAUAAUGUCACAGCGCAACACAACAAUACUUGUUAUAUUCCUUGCUUGAACAAGUUGCAUUUUACAAACGUUCAUUGCAUGGAAAGUGAUUAUUGGACCUCUUUGCCCAAUCUUUCAACAUUCUUUGCGACCUAUCAAAAGUAUUACUCUUUUAGUAUUGAUCAGAAUAUUAAUCGAUAUUCCUUUCAAUCUCACAAACACUUGAAGAGUGUCAUGGUGAAUGGAAUGAAUUGGAUUUCCAUUGAAAAUUGUAGAGCAUUGAAAAAGAUUUCAAUUUCCAAAACAUCCCACGUAUCCAUUCAACUUUCAAAUUCUAAAUUAAGCUAUUUAAGCUUGGACUCUAUUGAAUCCUUUUUACAAGUCCAAGUAGAUGAAUGUGAAACUGUUGUAUUGAGAGGUAUGCAAUAUCAUGUUGCAGGACAAAAUUUCUCUCUCAACAUCAACACAAUUCAUACAUUGAACGAUACCAUGACAAAUCUACUCCAAGUUCAACAGGUGAAGAAUUUAAAGCUUUAUUGUCAGAAUAACCAAAAUCGACAACAUUUACGUAAUUAUUUAUCGACUUGGAGUGCCAAUUUGGAAAGUAUUCAAUUAUUGGUGACCAACAAAAGUGAUUCGUACGAAAAAGCAAUUUCAAAAGUAUUUUCAAACUUCACUUUGGACGAACUCAACAAUAAGAUUAUUCCAUUCCUCUCACAACCAAUUUCACAAGUUGAAGAAACAACUCGAGAAUUUUACAAUGAUCAUGAAGAUUAUCUUAUUAAAACAGAAAUUGUGGCUCCACAAUAUGAUUUGGACAAUUUGAAUAUUUCUAUUGGAAGCGCCAGUUUUAAAUUGGAUUCAUGUAUGGUCAAAAGAUUGAAUGUUUCGCAUCUCAAGUAUUGGGAUGACACGAAAGCAUCAGUAUUGCAAGCCGUUGAGAAGUUUGAUUGGUCACUAAUUGCAAAAUCGUCUGAUUUGAAUAUUUCCAAAUUGCAUAUUUUCCAACCCUCACAGAGUAUUGUGUUUUCGAACUUGAGAGCGUUAAUGUUGACAGAUGUUUCAAAAAUUGAAUUGAGGUUGAACUCUUUUCCUCUCUUGAGUCGGUUUGUUGUGAAUAGGGGAUUGAAACUCUUGUUGAAUAUUGAGAGUUUUGAAUUUUUACAUUUAAUUAUUUUCAAUAUUGUGAACGUGAAACAGUUGAGCAUUGAAUCAUUGAGUCAACUGAAAGCACCAAAAUUGAGAGAAUUAGUGAUUGCUAAUAUUGAUGAGAAAUUAAGCUUGGGAAGUGAUAUGAUGUCCAAAAACAAUUUGGCCAUGAUGGACUCCAAUUUUCCAUCAUUACUAUUUUCGUUUGUGGAAGAUUGGAAUGAAAUGGAGAAGACACAAAACGCAAGGAGGAAAGUAAAUAAGCAAACUUGUGUUUUGGCUUGA